AUGGGGUCCUGUGUUGGACUCAAAUGUGCGGGCAUUUCUAUGGACACACUAGUCCCGGAGCUCGAUAUAGCCAACAACUACACGGGAAUAACAUAUUGCACAGAGUCAUGCGGUGGAUGGGGAUGCUCAUGUGGAUUCCCUUCUUCGGGAUGCCUGUUUUAUCGCAUUUACCAUGUUCCCGUGGACGACGAUGUCCAUGAAGUCUUUCAAUGCUUAUCAUGGUAUGAAACAAUCAAACUCAAAAUAGAGCAACAAGACCGUCAACACAAUCAAAGAACUUUCACAGGAGAAAUUAAACCCUAUACAUACCGCACGAUGGGCGAUAUCAACAUAGAGGUUACCUCUUUCGCCUUUUCCCAUCACCCUCUACUGUCCAAACGAUUCUUGUCCAAUAACAGGACAACUGUAUACCUCGAUGACGAUACCACAUUUACUUAUGCCUGCACGUCAAAACCUUCAAUUUCAAACACCUCAAUCAACAGUUGCAGUAUACAGGACACCUGUAAAUGUAGUUCGGCGGAGGAUACAGUUUCGUGCUACUGCGCGCACAACGAUAUCCAGCAAAUACGACACUUGUCAAAAACAUUACCACUACCGCUCCCGAACGGGAUCAUAAAGGCCGGACCCAAAAAUGUACCGUUGAGCUGGCCAUACAUGUCCCUUCCAUCGGUACUUCAAGUAGAACGCGAAGUAAGGCAAUUCACAUGUAACGUUGUAUCAACGACCCUCACAGGUUGCUACAACUGUUACAAAGGAGCGGUCGCGCUAAUCGACUGCACAGCGGAUGUACCGCAAUCAACAGCACAAGUAACGUGUGGAAUACGUCAGUUUGUGCUUACCUGUACGCGAGAAGGAUAUAAAAAUCAUGUCAAACUGUUUUUCAACCGGGCGCGAGUCCGCGAACAAUGCCGCGUCCAGUGCGGUUCUCAAGUCAUCAUCAUGGAACUCCAUGGAACUCUCAAUUACAUUAACGGCAUAAGACCGUUCUGGAGAUACACUACAUUAGGGAAUCAAACAAUAUGGCUGAUCCUGCAGAUGAGCACAACAUGGAAGAAGAAGAAGGCGACAUCCCUGUGGAACCAGGAGAGGCUGAAGGCGAGGCAGCAGAUGAGAACUCAAGCUCAAGAACGUCAACAUCAAGCACCGCCAAUUCAACAUCAAGCUGCUGAAGAACGUGUUCAACGCGUCCACGAUGAAGAGGUGGAGGCCAUCCACAGGAAAGUUAACCGUAUUCUUGGCAGAACCGACGAGAUACAUUCUAUCAGGACACAUGUGCUCAGCAACUACGUGAGUACCCUAUUUCUCCUUCUUUUAUUUCUCAGUUUUUCAAUUUAUUUCUUCCACAAUUUUCCACUUUUUCAACUUCAAUGUCCUAUUCGUGAACAAAAUUUCGUUAUACAUCUACAUUUUCAUUUCUCUUUCAAAUCGAGGGCACAGUUCUUUCGAAGUUUUGACAUAUUUAAAGUGCGGAUUUUAAGAAAACACCGCGUUCGGGCAAAAAAGUCAAAGGGGACCAACCUCCAUCGCGACCAGCGAAACAGCCUAAAGUUGUUCGGCGCUCAGAGGUAUUCCCUCAGACGUAUAUAA
Messenger RNA from Cooperia oncophora, 1587 nucleotides. The record is from the annotation of a GenBank genome assembly. Lineage: Eukaryota; Metazoa; Nematoda; Chromadorea; Rhabditida; Trichostrongylidae.